AUGAGUCUCCAAAACGCAAACAAAGUCGACGCCCUCAUUGUCGGCGCCGGCUUCAGUGGAGUCGGACAAGCCUACGCUCUGCGCAAUCUCGGGCUUUCCAUCAAGCUGGUCGACUCACUUCAUGAUGUCGGAGGAACAUGGCUCACGAACACAUACCCUGGAGCCCUGAGCGAUACGGAGAGCUUUGUCUAUCGCUUUUCGUGGGAUAAGGAAGAUUUGCAAACCUAUCCCUGGAACCGUCGAUACCUCAAACAGACGGAAAUUCUGCAGUAUCUGAGACACUUCGUCGAGAAGCAUCAUCUUCGUCAGUACAUGCAGUUCAAUACCGAAAUGCUCUCAGCUGCGUGGAAUGAAGAGAAUAAUUUCUGGGAGAUCAAACUCAGCACGGGAGAAAACUAUCAGGCGCGCUAUUUCAUCGCUGCAUUGGGCCAGUUGUCCAGAGUGAACCUGCCUCGCAUUCCCGGAAUCUCGUCCUUCAGUGGACAGAUCACGCAUUCGUCCCACUGGCCCGAGGGCGCUGAUAUCACGAACAAGCGCGUUGGUGUUAUUGGGUGUGGUGCCAGCGGAGCCCAAAUCAUUACCAACGUUGCGCCGGUUGCUGCCUCUCUGACUGCCUUUAUUCGACAUCCGCAAUACACGGUUCGCGGGAAUGACAGAGCGGUCACUAAGCAGUACAGAGAGUGGGUGAAUGAACACUACGACCAAAUCUGGGAACAAGUCCGAAACUCGCAAAUUGCGUUCGGAUAUGUCGAGUCUAACCGUCCGUUCUUUUCCGUGAGCCCCGAGCAGCGUGAGGAGGUCCUGGAGGAUCUGUGGAACAACGGGAACGGCAUGCGUUUCAUGUUUGAACAUUUCUGUGAUAUUACCACCAACAAUAAGGCCAACGGCGCAGUAUGUGAUUUCCUUCGCCGGAAGAUCCAGCAGAUCGUCAAGGAUCCGGAGAAGGCUCGCAAACUUAUUCCCAACGAGCCCUUUGCUAGGCGCCCCGUGGCCAAUGACGGUUACUACGAAACAUACAAUCGAGAAAACGUGGCAAUUGUGGACCUGAAGGAGACCCCGAUCGCUGAAGUCGUCCCCGAAGGGAUCCGCACUGAGGACGGAACUGUGCACGCACUGGACGUGAUCGUGUUUGCCACCGGAUUUGACGCUGUUGAUGGCAAUCUGAAUCGAGUGGACAUUUCCUCCCGGGGUAAAAAGCUCAGAGACAUCUGGGCGCAUGGCCCAAGAACGUAUCUUGGAAGUUUCUCAGCCGGAUUUCCCAACAUGUUCAUGGUAAACGGGCCUCUGAGCCCAUUCGGGAAUGUCGUGCCAGCGAUAGAAGCCACUAUCGAGCUGAUCACGAAUGUCAUCGAGCGUGCGGAACUUGCCAGGACGGAGCACGGCGCCGGAGGAGUUGUUGAAGCCACCCCUCAGGCCGAGGAUGAAUGGGUUGAUAAGUGCAACAAGGCCGCUGAGGGGAGUCUAUUUAACGAUUUCAAGGAUUCUUGGUUCUCGGGAGGCAAUGUCCCUGGCAAAGCUAUCGGAGUACGAGCGUACUUUGGUGGAAUGAAGAGCUUCCGAGCCUUCGGUAUUGAUGCCACGAAGAAUACCUGGAAGGGAUUCAAGCCACUCAACUAA
Molecule: messenger RNA, 1617 nt
Organism: Fusarium vanettenii 77-13-4
Lineage: Eukaryota; Fungi; Ascomycota; Sordariomycetes; Hypocreales; Nectriaceae
Exons: 1
Coding region: 1-1617 (538 amino acids)
Molecular function (GO): NADP binding; N,N-dimethylaniline monooxygenase activity; flavin adenine dinucleotide binding
Source: RefSeq, a predicted model, not a curated record